Molecule: messenger RNA, 426 nt
Organism: Acaulospora colombiana
Lineage: Eukaryota; Fungi; Glomeromycota; Glomeromycetes; Diversisporales; Acaulosporaceae
Source: the annotation of a GenBank genome assembly
AUGGCAGAAGCUGUGCAAACCUAUGGCCGUAAGAAAACUGCGACUGCCGUCGCCCACUGCAAGCGCGGCAAGGGACUCAUUAAAAUCAAUGGAUCGCCAAUCCACCUUGUCGAACCCGAAAUUCUGAGAUUCAAAAUAUACGAACCAAUUUUACUCUUGGGUCAAGAAAAAUUUGCCAAUGUUGACAUCAAAGUUCGUGUUAAAGGCGGCGGUCACACCUCUCAAGUUUAUGCUAUUCGUCAAGCAAUUGCAAAAUCUAUUGUGGCAUUCUAUCAGAAAUAUGUUGACGAGGCUCAAAAAAAGGAAAUCAAGAAUAUGCUUAUUUGUUAUGAUCGAUCUUUAUUGGUGGCCGAUCCCCGUCGUUGCGAACCAAAGAAAUUUGGUGGUGUUGGUGCUCGUGCUCGAUACCAAAAAUCAUAUCGUUAA